AUGGCUUUGAUUUUAGUGGAUGAAUAUCCUUCCAAAGGGUCACGGAAUAGGGUGUCAUCUGGUGUAGAUACCGUCUUGCACUCUUAUGAUGAUCGGUUCAAUAUUUCUGAGGGUGACAAAGACGGUGUUUCCCCUCAAAAUGAAGGCACAGUUUGGGACCUGAUUCCUGAUAUCAAACAAAGCCUCUAUCCUCAUCAACAAGCAGGCUUUAAGUUCAUUUGGACGAAUUUGGCCCGGACCAUGAACCUUCACAAUCUGAAGACUGCUGAUCCUUCCAGUGCGGGUGGGUGCAUUAUUUCCCAUGCGCCUGGAACCGGAAAGACAAGGUUAACAAUCGUGUUUCUUCAGACAUAUCUGGAAGUGUUUCCGAAAUGCCGACCAGUAAUUAUUGCUCCUGCUAUUAUAUUGCGUACUUGGGAAGAUGAGUUCAAAAAAUGGAACAUAGGUGUUCCGUUCCACAACCUCAACACCCCUGAACUAUCUGGAAAAGAGCACAUUGAUGCCACUAAUGAGGUUGACUGCUCUGGAUCACCGCAUAAGAAUAAGGAUGCCGUUCGUAUGGCGAAGUUGUAUUCAUGGUUCAAAGAGAAGAGCAUUCUGGGAAUCAGCUACCAAUUGUUCGAGAAGCUUGCAGGGGGAAAUUCCAAAAAGAAAAACAGGAACAUGAGAAAAGAGAAGAAGCAUGCGAGUAUGAAAGAGAACCCUGAACCUGAAACCAGUGUUCUGGGAAAAGUUCUGCUUGAAGUUCCUGGUUUACUAGUUCUAGAUGAAGGGCACACGCCUAGAAAUCAGCGCAGUUCUAUUUGGAAUGUUCUGUCGAGAAUUCAAACUCAGAAGCGGAUCAUUCUCUCUGGCACUCCUUUCCAGAACAAUUUUGUGGAACUCUACAACACUCUUUGCUUGGUGAAACCAUCCUUUCCUGACAUGAUACCGCCGGAACUCAAAAAGUUCUGUCAGAGUAGACUAAUGCAGGAAAGGAAAGCAUCUCAAGAUUUCACUUGGGAACAGGUCUCUCCGGGAAACAUCACAACAGGAAAUCCUUCUGAUGUAAAGAUUAAGCAGUUGAAAGGGUUGAUGGAUCCUUUCGUUCACGUUCACAAAGGAAGCAUUCUUCAAGAAAACCUUCCUGGUCUGAGGGACUGUGUGCUGAUUUUGAAGCCUGGCAGUUUGGAGAAAGAAAUUCUAGAGAGCAUUGAAUGUUCUCAGAGCACCUUCAACUUCGAACGCAAGUUAGCUCUUGCAUCUGUCCAUCCAUGGCUUUUCCUCUGCUGUACUCUGACCAAGAAAGAAAAAUCUGUUGUCGACAGGUACCAGUUGGAAAGACUUCAGUUGAGCCCUCAUGAAGGUGCCAAAACCAGAUUUUUGGUGGAGUUUGUGAGGCUGUGUGACUCGGUAGGUGAGAAAGUUCUUGUGUUUAGCCAAUUCAUUGAUCCUUUGAAAUUAAUCAUGGACCAACUCAAGUCACAUUUAAAGUGGGAUGAGGGGAAGGAAGUGUUGUAUAUGUCUGGCGAGCUUGGUCAAAAGAAAAAGCAGCACUUGAUUCAUGGUUUCAAUAGUGAAGAUAGCCAAGCAAAGGUACUGCUUGCAUCCACAAAUGCGUGCUCAGAGGGAAUUAACUUAGUUGGAGCUUCUAGAGUCGUGCUCCUGGAUGUUGUGUGGAAUCCCUCAGUGGAAAGGCAAGCCAUUAGCCGAGCGUAUAGACUCGGCCAAAAGAAGUUUGUUUACACAUACCACCUCAUCACACAAGACACCGCUGAAUUUGCAAAGUAUUGUAAGCAGGCUGAAAAGGACCGGUUAUCUGAACUGGUUUUCUCUGCUCAACAUGCUGAAGAUGAUAAAACAAAGAUUGGAGCAGUAAAUUUAAAUGAUAAAGUUCUUGACACAAUGAUUGAGCAUGAGAAACUCAAGGACUUGUUUGUAAAAUGUGUGGUACAACCCAAGGAAAGAGAUUUGAUUAAGAGUCCUGGCUCUUGA
Molecule: messenger RNA, 1974 nt
Organism: Lotus japonicus
Lineage: Eukaryota; Viridiplantae; Streptophyta; Magnoliopsida; Fabales; Fabaceae
Product: SNF2 domain-containing protein CLASSY 3-like
Exons: 2
Coding region: 1-1974 (657 amino acids)
Biological process (GO): gene silencing by siRNA-directed DNA methylation
Molecular function (GO): ATP binding; ATP-dependent chromatin remodeler activity
Source: RefSeq, a predicted model, not a curated record